Molecule: messenger RNA, 927 nt
Organism: Colletotrichum karsti
Lineage: Eukaryota; Fungi; Ascomycota; Sordariomycetes; Glomerellales; Glomerellaceae
Exons: 3
Coding region: 1-927 (308 amino acids)
Source: RefSeq, a predicted model, not a curated record
AUGGCCAUGUUCGACUACACAAACUUCGACCACGUCUUUGGGUCGCAUACGUUUGCAUACGACCGCAAGUCUAUUCAGGAGAUCGAGACCUUCCGCAAGAGCCUCGAUGGCGCCCUCUUCAUCGAUCGCGUCCUGAAGGCACUGGGCCUCACAAAAUCCAAGACAUACCCUCCCAAGUCCGACAAUGCCCUCCGCAACCUCCACCAGCAGCUCUGCGAAGCUGGCAUCUCGACGCACCACCGCCUCUCCAUCUUCUACUACAUCCUUCUCGAUUUCGAUACCAGUCAGACUAGAGCGCAGGCAUCAUCCAAGUUCGCGGUCUCUUCCGGUGUCCCCAAGAACUAUCAGAUCUUCAUGAAGGGCCUUUGGCUGUUGGAUCACCAACAAUUCGAGAAAGCCCUCGAGUACAUUGCGCACCCUUCACUUACCACCGACUUCGCCGACGAGAUCAUGACCGUGCUGGUGCGCCAUGCUCCUGAGGGCGACGACACAUUGCCUCUCUCCUACUUCCACACGGUCCAGCCGAUUCUCAAGACACCCGAGGCACUGGAGUUGCUAUUCAACGCCAUGGCUAGGGCCAGCGUGACCGAGGCCUUCUUCUACUCAAGGACGCACUCCGAGUCUGUUCGGGGCCGGCUGUUCCGUCAAUUGGUGUUGUCCGUCCUCGAUUCUCCACCCAACGACGAGACUGCCGCUCGGGCAACGGAGUUGAUCGGCUUGCCAUUCGAUGCGACAGAAGAGGAGUGGUUCGAGGAGUAUCUUUCCAAGGAGGAUGGCAAGAAGCUCAAGAGAGCCAAAGACACGCUUCUCAUGCGCAAGCUCGUCACAGGCCGAUACAGUGAUGCCAUCAAAGACAAGGGCCUGGGAAGUCACUGGGGAGUUGCGCUGGAAGGCAUUAAAAGCGGUCUUGGGGGCCGCGCAGAGUAA